Messenger RNA from Papilio xuthus (Asian swallowtail), 1144 nucleotides. RefSeq lists its product as uncharacterized. The transcript has 4 exons. The record is from RefSeq and is a predicted model, not a curated record. Gene Ontology annotation, molecular function: DNA-binding transcription factor activity, RNA polymerase II-specific; RNA polymerase II cis-regulatory region sequence-specific DNA binding; protein dimerization activity. The coding region runs from base 85 to 882 and encodes 265 amino acids. NCBI's taxonomy places the organism in Eukaryota, Metazoa, Arthropoda, Insecta, Lepidoptera, Papilionidae. Gene Ontology annotation, biological process: regulation of transcription by RNA polymerase II.
GUCAGAGGAACAACAUCUCUUAGUUGUGGAAUUUAUUUUUACAGUGCCAUUGUGUUUAUGUUAAAAGUUUUUUAAUUAGUGUUUAUGCCAACCGUGAGUGAUAAAUUGUCUGGGAAUUGUAUCCCAUCAGCGAUGGCAUCAGACCAGGAAUCCUCUGAUGAAGAGCCUGAUAGUGAAAUGUUAAGUGAUGAUUUGUAUUUGCAGGAUAGUGAUGAUGAUCGACAGACGAGGAGUGUUCAGAGUCUAUCGGAAGACUUACCACAACUGAACUGCUUAUUGCGACCUCCUCGCAAGCUGUUCACGAAUUGCCGUGAGCGCUGGCGACAGCAGAACGUAAGCGGUGCCUUCGCUGAACUAAGAAGAUUGGUGCCAACACAUCCACCGGACAAGAAGUUAUCCAAGAAUGAGAUACUUAGGAUGGCGAUAAGAUAUAUCGGUCUUCUCUGCGAAGUACUAGAUUGGCAGAAGAAUCACGGUCUACUCAUCAAUAAGGAAGACUCCGAUCUUGCGGUAAAAUGCGAGUCUCCUUUGAGUCCACAAUCUAGAUUUCUACGUCUCAAAAGACCUUACUUUGAUGAUGACAAAAGACCGAAGAUCGAUGGAGAUUUUGGGAAAUAUGGUGAUGAAAACGAAGAGAAUCUUCGUAGAAAUAUCCAUAGAAGUGUUGGUUUUAACAAAGAUUAUUAUUUUGGGAAAGAUCAUGUAAAGAUUUUGAGGACUCAGUAUUAUUUUCCUUCUAAAUGGAGACAGAAUGUCCCAUUUAGGAAUUUGGCUGCUGAACGAAAUGGAAAUAAUCUCUUAAUGAUUGCACCAGCCCAGGGUAACGAUGACACUAAAAAUGGGAACGGUAGACUUAAAGAUAAAGAUGGCAAAGAUAAAUAAACGUAAUCGUUACGUUAACACAUUUUGAUCUCUAUGCUAAAUAAGUUUAAAAUAUAUUUUAACUCUUAAUAAUUAAGUUAAUAAUUAAAUAUGUUAUUUGUUAUAUUAUUCUUUUAAUUUUAUUUUGUGUUGUCAUUAUUUUUUUUUUUUAUAUUUUAGUCAAAGUCGUAGUGUUUUUUGUAGAUUUAUCUCUCACUUUUUAUCUUGUCAAAUACACAUUUGAAAAAAUACAAUAUGUUACAAAAAUAAUGUAUUAUUUUAU